Messenger RNA from Pantherophis guttatus, 14123 nucleotides. RefSeq names its product PDZ domain containing 2 (gene PDZD2). The record is from RefSeq and is a predicted model, not a curated record. Lineage: Eukaryota; Metazoa; Chordata; Lepidosauria; Squamata; Colubridae. Gene Ontology annotation, molecular function: protein binding.
CCCGCACCCCGGCUGUGUGGAGCAGGUGAGAGAGAGAGAGAGAAAGAGGCCGCCCGGGGCUCUGCGAAGGAGUCGGGACACGGGAGGCGAGGACGCCUCGGUCAAGCAGGUGUUGAUGAGUGCGGAGGAGAAAUUCCAGGCUGGUGAUCAUACAUUUCUGUGUGGACAGCUGUGAAAGGAGACAAGCAUGGAAUUCUGGUCUCUUCCUUUGUUCUCUUGCUGUGGAUUCCAGAGCAACAGUCUUCCUUCUUUUUCAUAAAGGCCCUCUGUUGUCCUGGCCAAAUUGGGAGUGGAAGAAGAGGCCAUUAUUAUUAUUAUUAUUUAGUUUUCGCUGUCCUUGUGUGUCUUUUUCCUGCAUUUUCUUGGUCCUAUCAAGAUGAAUGAACCACACGACAAUCUUGGCUUGGAAAGGAACAUUGAUUUGACUCAGUUGAAGAAGAAUCAUUUCUUGACAUAAUGGAAUCCUGGCACGACCACAAUGCCCAUCACUCCAGAAAACGCGAUGCUGUUUCUUCCCAUCCUUUAUCGGUGGUUGCAGGGCCAUCUGAAACAGGAAGCCGAGGAACCUGAGCAGAGCCUUUGUCAUUCAGCCAUUAAGAAGCUGAGAGAGUACAUCCAGUUGAACUUUCCAGUGGAAGAAGGCAAGCUACAUUACAGCCCCAGUCCGGUGGAUAUGGAAAUCUGUACGGUUUACUUAACCAAGGAUCCAGAAACGACGGAGCCUCUCGGCCUAAGUUUUGGCAAUAUCCCUGCUUUUGGGGAUUAUGGUGAAAAACGGAGAAUGGGGAGAAGAAAAAGGGGACAUAAAGGCCCAGUCCUUGAUGUUGGAAGCAUUUGGGUCACUGAUUUGAAAAAAAAUAGUCCGGCAGGGAAAUGUGGAAAAGUUCGCUUGCGAGACGAGAUCCUUUCGCUGAAUGGCCAGCUAAUGGUUGGAGUGGAUAUUGGUGGUGCAAGUUACUUGGCUGAUCAGUGCUGGAAUGGCGGCUUCAUCUACUUGAUCAUGUUACGCCGAAUCAAGCGCAAGGCCCCACUUCCUCCGUCAAAUGGCAACAACAGUAAGAGCACCGAACCCAAAGCCAGGCCUACCUCCGAGCCCAGUGGGAAAACCACUCAGAAUGGCAAAAGGACGAGAAAGUUUGGGGUCAUUACCAGAACUGUUCCGGGUGGUAAGGACAGCAAGAGCACCUCUAGAACAGAUCAGGAGAACAGACAUUGCGCCCUGGAUGGGUUGCAUUCAGAGGCAUCCAAAACAGAGAACCAAGCAGACGAUCAGCUUCUCACGGCAGACUUCCCUUUUCCAGCAGACCAUUACCGCUCCCGUCUUUCAGAGGGAGGCAUUCUAGACCUGAACUCCAGCGAAGCAUCCUUGCAGAGAGAAGGCUGUCGGAUAUGGAAGAUGACUAUGAUGAAGGGAACAGACGGGCUGGGAAUCCAGAUCACUGGAGGCCGUGGAUCCAAACGCUCCCCUCAUGCCAUCAUAAUUGCCCGAGUGGAAGAAGGUGGAUCAGCUCACAGAGAUGGCAGGCUGAAGGUGGGUGAUGAGCUUCUAAUGAUCAAUGGCCAGUCUUUGGUUGGUCUCUCCCAUCAAGAUGCUGUUGCUCUACUUCGGUCAGCUGAAGGCCUUGUGUACCUAGUAGUGGCAAGCAGGGAAGGAGCAGAAGAAGAUGUUCUUCAUUAUCCAUCUACAAGUUUGCCAGACUUAAUUAGCACUUGUUCUGCUCAGGAUACGGCCACCUGGAUUGACAAUAAGGAGAAUGAAGCACCGGAAGAAGAGGAUGGAAAGGCCCCAGAAUCAGAAGUCCUGGAACCUAUGACACACAUGACCGAUAUGGACGGGUCCUCAGAUCCUACAGAAGAAGAGAGCUCCAAAGAGAACUGCCAGAGUCCAACUCUUGGAGGUGGUAUUUUGAAGUACAGGAGCCGUUCUCAAGGGGCGGCAACUCGUUUAGAGUCUGUGGGAGAGGAUGAUGAGUUGACAGUAGAAAAUGGAGAUCUGAAUUAUGAAAUACCAAUGAAAUAUUCCCGGGGAGGUAGAAAGCAUUCCUUGCCGCAGCAUUUGGACACAGGAACCAGACAGGAAUACCACAUUGUUAAGAAAUCCACUCGUUCGUUGAGUGCAGCUCAGGUUGAGUAUCCCUGGCGACUGACGCAGCCAUCUAUUAUUUCCAACAUUGUUCUGAUGAAGGGGCAGGGCAAGGGUCUUGGAUUCAGCAUUGUAGGGGGACAAGAUUCUGCUCGGGGUCGUAUGGGCAUUUUUGUCAAGACAAUUUUUCCAAAUGGGGCUGCAGCAGCUGAUGGCAGGUUAAAAGAAGGAGACGAACUUCUGGAAGUUAACGGGGAAUCAUUACAAGGGCUGACUCAUCAGGAGGCAAUUCAAACAUUCAAACAACUGAAGAAAGGUGUGGUGACUCUCACAGUGCGAACCAGACUUCGCAGCCCAAGCCUUACGCCGUGCCCAACUCCCAUAUUGCUGAGCCGGUCCAGUUCUCCCAGCUCCAAUACCAGUGGAGGAGCCUCAUUUCCCAGUGGUGAAGACGGAGAUACUUCCUCUUCUAGUCGUAAAGGACCUGGACCAAAGGACAGAAUUGUCAUGGAAGUCACUCUAAAUAAAGAACCUGGGGUUGGCUUGGGCAUUGGUGCUUGUUGCCUCACCUUGGAGAACAGCCUUCCAGGUAUAUAUAUUCACAGCUUGGCUCCAGGAUCUGUGGCUAAAAUGGAUGGAAGAUUAAGCCGUGGUGAUCAGAUCCUGGAAGCAGAUUCGGUCAGUUUGCGUCACGCAGCGCUGAGUGAAGCUUACGCCAUCUUGAGUGAAUGUGGACCCGGCCCGGUUAGCCUUAUUGUUAGCCGACAUCCUAACCCAAAGGUUUCUGAACAGGAGAUGGAUGAAGCCAUAACACGAACCACCCAUCGAGAAAACAGGGACGUCUCUUCUCCUCAUUCCUCGGGAAACCUGCCAAAAAGUCCAUCUCCAAGUGUGAAGUCUAAACAGACAGACGCCUCCUCACCCUUGAGCUGGACAAUGAAGCGUUUCUUGGAGCCAGCGAGUCGGCAGAGUUCCCUCAAUUCUGAAACAGAGCUUUCCCAAUACUUCUUACAAGAUGGGGCGAGCCAAUUGUCUCUCUCAGAGACUACCGUGACUGGAUCCAGCGAUGAAGAGCAGUUUCGACCCAAGAGUAGGAGCAGUUCUCUAGAAGAGAGUUUUCUUUCUGCUGGCAUUCCAGCUACCAAAGAAUCCAGUCUGUGCAGUUCACCGGCUACUGGCAAUAGCUCGCCCGGUCCUCUCAGCAAGCCAAGGGAGACAGCUGCUCGGCACGUUAGUUUCAGCGACAGCCCCAAAGGGGCCCCGUCUGCUUUCCAACGGCAGAGAAGGAUUGCUUUUUAUGAUGGAGACGUGAGUGAUGAGGAUGACUUUGCCAAACAAGAUGGAGACUCAUUCCAAAGAGGGUCGAGGUCGAAAGGUCAAAGGAAAGGAAACAAUGACUGUAAUAUUUCCCCUGCGGCUCCUUCUGCGCAAAAUGGAGAUACCAGCCAAGAGAGGGAAUCUGCGACAAAUACCUGCAGUGACUUAGCUGCUACCAGCUCUAGGAAUCUGACAGAGAGCAUAGGGGAGCAUGCACCAGACACCCCUUUUCUUCCAGCUAAAGAACUUCAUCAUCUUCCAGAACUUCAUCCAGGCUACUUGAAUGUGAAGGACUUUCGGGAAGAACCACUAGAAACUAAGAGGUCUCCUAAAUUGGAACAUAAAGCAGUCACCCGAGUAAAAAGCCUGAUGAGUAUUGAAUACCACAGAGUCCCAAGGCCCAAGAACGAGGAGCAUGGUGCCUGCAGCAGAGGCAGUGGGAAGGCCCUUCCAUCCAUCCAGAAGAAUGAAGCUCAGGAGAUUCCCCUGGAGCAGAGCCUUGUGGAAUCCAUUACUUUAUCUCGGAAUGAAAACGAGUCCUUUGGCCUGGAUCUCGAAAUUCAUGCCAAUCCUUUGCGCAUCGUCAUAACAGGCUUGCAACCAGGUGGAGCAGCUGAAAGGGCAUCCAUGGGAAGGCUGUUUCCAAGAGAUGAGAUCCUUUCUAUCAAUGCUAUCCCCAUCUAUGGAUUCUCUUAUGAAGAAGCUUGUCAAUAUGUAAGAAGCCUUCCCACAUCCAUUACCCUGGAUAUCCAGAAAGCAGUUUUGCAGGCAGACGAGGCGGUUCCGAAAGAAUCAAGCGAUGUUGUUAUGAUCAAAGAAGAAAACAGCUUUGCGUAUGAGAAAGAAUCUUUGGAAUCUCCUCUGGAUUGCAUGGCGGAAAGGAUAGGAUUGGUAUCUGACGCUAAUACUAAAGCAAUACCAGUAGAUCCCUCAGAAAUUCACUCUAUUCAAGACCCUUCUGUGGUGCUAUUAGAAGAGAUGGAUGACUUCUCUGGCAAAAGAAAUUCCCCAGAAGAAAAAGAUGGUGACUGUUUAUUAAUCAAGGACAGACAUACCAAGGAAAAUAGUUUUGGGAUGGCAGAAGAAGCUCAGCCAAAUUCUGUAUCAAACGUAAUGAAAAAUGAUCUUGUAGAAAGAGCUGCGAAUUCUGUUACUAAUACACAAGAGGCCUUGGGUUUUUCUGUCCUGGAUUCCAUUAACGCAAAGAAAAUUUUAACUGUAAACCAAAGCUGUCUCAGUACCUAUUCAAGGAAUUUUAGCAGCCUUAAUGAUGACCAUUUGCCUGAAAUUGAAACUAAGAGCAACACUAUUCCAAAAUCUAUGUACGCUGCUGCAGAAGAUUCCAGUUCAGACACAGAAUCCUUAGCCGAGAAUCCUGGAGACAGUUCAUCCCUCUUACUAUCAGUUUGUGAUCAUCCCUUGGCAACCCAUAAACUAGUUGAAUCAGAUGAGGAGCAAAUAGAAAUUUGCAGUCUGAAUUACGACCAACAUUGUCUUCAAAAACAGCCUCCCAUAAAACCAUCUCAUCGUCCACCAAUUUACCAUUCUUUGAACAACUGUUUGCAGGCAGAAAGCAAAACAGAAAUAGAUUCACUGGAAACAUCAGAUGGAAAAUUUACAUUCGAAAAAUCGCACUUAUCGGAAAACUCCAGUGCAGAACAUAUGGUUCCACCAACAGCUUUUCAAUCUUCUCCAGAUGUUUCUUCACAAGCUGUAGACAGUUUGGCUCAAGGCAGGCCAGUCUGCUCUUCCAUUGAGAAUGGUUGUUCAAGGGAUGAAGGAGGAAAUGGCCUGCAGAAACAAGAAAAUCUAAUGGAAAUAUGUAAAUAUCCUGCACCAGAUAUACAUUCUUAUCCGACAGAAAAUAUCAAUAGCUGGGAUGGCAACAUGCUAGGCCAACAUGAACUGGGGAAAACCCAAGAGCUGCAGGUAGAAAAUGAUUUAGUGAUGGAUUGUGGAAGUAACGUAAUUGGUAGUCCUUCUGCUGUGACAGGGAAAGGAACCAGUGAUCCAUCCCAGUUAAGAAGAACAGACAGCUAUACUAUGAAGAGUGCAAUACAAAAAAUAGUAAACAGCCCUAAAUCUCCCCUUUUGUCCAAACCAAAACAUCUGGGCAAGGUCUCUUCUGCUCACAAUUUACUAGGAAAAAAUGAAAAAGCAAACGCUGUUAUCUCGAAACCUUCAAAUACCAAAACUCUGAAUUCUGGGCAAUGCAAGGGCUUUGGUAUUACAUACAGUCCCUCUUCUUCCCCUAAAUUGCAUCAUGAAACUAAAGGCGCUCCACCACCAAAGAGUACGGUGGAAACUCUUUCAAAUAAUCAACAAAACAAAGCAGGGCCUAAAGGAAAGGCUCCCAAUAUUAAAAAUAAAUCCAAGGCUCAUUCUGAUGCUCUUGGCACUGCUCCUGCCAAAGCUGAGGGCACCGAUCAAAAAAAGAUCACCCUCCCUGCCCAAGGUUCACCCAGGCUCCUUUCAAAGAAAGGUUCCUCACUCCAUAAUUUAGCCACACAUCUGGAACCACCCAGCAGGAGCCUCUCCAUGGGUUCUAAGAUAUUUCAGCAGCAGGAGGAAGUUCAGUCUUCUUUGCUCAGACAGUCUGAGUCUCAGGCAGCCACUCUGCCCGUGUUGAAUGGCGAAAGCAACGUUAUGAAAAAUAAAGAUAAAUCCAUCAUCAAAACAAAACUGGGCAGGGCUGGAUCUCCUAAAAUGGAAAAAGAAGCACCGGUCACCAAGUGGGAAGUUACGAACAGCGAAAAAAGGGGGAGGGCUAGCACGGAGCCAAGAGACGGCCCUUCUAAGUCAAAUAAGCCUUCUGAAGCCACACCCAAGGUUGAUUGUCCGAAUGAUAAAACCGAAAACAAGGGGAUGAGUUCGAAUUACGACGGAUUGGAAAUGAAGCCAUUAAAAUCUGACAAUGCAGGGCUUUUUAAAAAAGAGUCCUCCUGCUUUAUUUAUCCCCCUGCUCGGCAAGAGCAGACCAGCCAGGAAAUUCAGCGCACUUUCAUUGAAGUCAGGUUGUCUUCCUCCUCCUUCAUCCCCGACUUGCCCCUAGAGAAGAAAGAAGAUGACAAUAAGGCCAAUCAACUCAGAAGCAAAGCACUGGAUUGUCGGCAGAGCACUUUCCACAAGGAAGAUGCUCUCGGUGCAUUAAAACCUGUGACAAGGACCUAUUCGGUGCCAGCACAAUUAUCCAAUCAUUUAAGGGAAAACAGCAACGAUAGGGAUCAACCGGCCCAUCACGUCCAGGAUACCUUAGGAAACGUUUCGAGUGCAAACCCUUCCGACGCAGAGUUGGCCAUGCUGAAGGUGGUCCACCUUAGUCUCAACCAUCAGGAUGCGAAAGCCGCAUCUGCUGGCGUCCUGAAAUCCAACAGUGACGAUGGCAGCCCCGCUGCACAAAAACUGAAAAAGGGCAGGAGGAACUAUUACUACUACGAACUCAAUUGGCCACAUGAUCCCGUUUCUUCUUUUUCUGUAAAGCAGCGAAUCAAAUCGUUUGAGAACCUGGCUAAUUUCGAUAGGCCGACGGUCAAAGCCAUCGACCUCCAUUCCACCACCCUGAACUCUAAACUGCCCAUUGGCCGAAGAUUGUCCAGUGGCAUUUCUGCAGUGUCAGCUACCAGCGUGAAUGAUGCGGUCCAAGCCCUGCGACGGAGCUUGAGUUCGUACUGUGGAGGUGAAGCCCCAACGUCUCCAAGGGUCACCAGAUCUUCAACCAGCUCGACAUUAACAAACGUGCAACAGAAUUUCCACAAGAGCAGCAGAGAUGAUGGUCACUUGGAGAAGAGUGAAAGGCAUGCUUUUGAAGAACCAGUUGGUUUACCACCAUCUACUACCAGUAUCCGAAGAAGCAGAGCCUCAGGUGGGCAUAUUAGACACAUGCCCUUGUCUCGUUCCAAACUCCGGGAGCUGAGAGCUCUGAGCAUGCCAGAUCUUGAUAAGCUCUGCAGUGAGGACUUCUCUAUGGAGUCUCAACCUUCACCCAUCAAAACCGAAUUGCAUCUUCCCCCUGUUGUGAGAUCCUUCGAUGCUCCCACUGAAAAUGUUUCCAAGAUGAAUGAAUGCUCGGGAUUAUCCAGUCCUGGGAUGACAAGCAGGCAACCUUCCAAAGAAACCAGUCCUUGGAACAGUGGCUCUGGAACUCCUGGAUCAACUUCUGACGAGGAAGGGCUACAGUAUGAUGGCGGUCUGAAUAAAGUGAACUCAGGGAAGAGCUGGUCUAUCAGCUUGGAUGAACUAUUGGUUUCCUCUCUGGAUCAGCAGAAAUUGCAGUCCAUUUUGUCUUCGGUGACAACGAAAAGCGAUGUUUCUUCUUUACUUCAGGAAAUCAAAGCACAAGCAGAGAGCAAAGAAGAUAUUUACUUUGUAGUCUUGAAUAAAGAGGAAGGUUCUGGGCUGGGAUUUAGCGUCGCUGGAGGAAUAGACCUGGAACAAAAAUCAAUCAUCGUCCAUCGGGUGUUUUCCAAAGGGGUGGCUUCCCAGGAAGGGAAAAUUCACCGUGGUGACCUCAUUCUUUCUAUCAAUGGCACUUGUUUGGCGGGUUCUGUCCAUGGGGAUGUCCUCAACGCGCUCCAUCAGGCCAGGCUCCAUAAAUAUGCCAUCGUGGUCAUCAAGAAGGAGAAAGACAGAGGAAGGAUGCCUCCUCGGAGCAAUGAAAUGCCUACUUCGGAUAGGCCAACUUUGGUGGCUGCAGCCACAGGAAGUGAAGCAGGUCCAAGCGGAGACCUGAAUGGGGCCAUUUGUGUUGAACUUUUGAAGACUUCUGCUGGCUUGGGUUUCAGUCUGGAUGGUGGGAAAGCUUCAGUAUCUGGAGACAGACCUUUGCUCAUCAAAAGAAUUUUUAAAGGUGGUGCUGCUGAACAAGCUGGAAAACUGGAAGCGGGUGAUGAAAUUCUUGCGAUUGGAGGAAAAUCCUUGCUUGGACUCAUGCACUACGAUGCGUGGAACAUCAUCAAGUCUGUCCCAGAGGGGCCCAUUCACCUGCUGAUCAGGAAGCAUCGGCCGCCAGAAUGACGGAACCCAACCCCUGAGUUCCGCUUCCCUUUUGAGCACAACCUUAACCAGUUUUGUUUGCCAGGAGCCGGAAUGGUGGUAUCUGGGAUGUUAUUCUCCUAGGUCAGAAUGGUUUAAUCAGCCGAGAAGCAUCACGAUACAUUUGCAAAACUGGUGUUGAGUGUCAAUAUGGUCAGGCAGCUACCCCACGUUUGGUCCUCCUUAGAGGGCCUAUGGGCACAGUUUGGUUCUCUUAAUUGCAAUCGACUUGUUCAUGGAGAAAAGAUAAACAAACCAGAACUUCGAAGGAACGCAAGUCAUCACAGUGGCUGCUGGCUGCAGUGAUUCUCUGGAUAGGACAGGGGUCAGCAACCUGUGGCUCUGGAGCCGCAUGUGGCUCUUUCACCCCUCUGCUGUGGCUCCCAGUCACUCAAAAUAUGCGUCAUAACCGCCAAUGUGCAACACCCGCCAGCACGCGAUUUAUUGAGCUUUUCAACCCCUGGUAGGCCAACCAUGGAUAAAUCCAAGGAAAGAAAAGUUUCAGAAGAAAACAGAACAUUUAUAAUUCAACUACAUAUGCUAGUUUUGUGGCUGCUCAAGAAAUAGUCAGGCACAAGAAGGGUUUUGUGGCUCCCGGUGUUGUCUUUUCUGUGGGAAACGGGUCCAAAUGGCUCUUUGAGUGUUUAAGGUUGCAGACCCCUAGGAUAGGAGGUGCAGCAGCUCAUAAAAGCUGACCUAAGCAAGGAACUGGUUUCAUGUGUUCCUGUUUUGCAAAUGGUAUCUUUCCACCCUCACGGAAAGUGGCAUAAUUUCUUCCUUCUUGCUGAAUUCUUACUCAGUCUUUCCCACAGGCACUCAGAAGCAAUGCUUUGUGUUUAUGGUCUGCUGCUCCCUCUUCAGUACACCCAGGGAGUGCGGGAAACAUAGGAUAUGAAAAGGCUACGAAGGAUUGGAUGCAAAAUGCACCUGCCAUGUAGCCUGAAUAGCUGAUACCAACUAUACAAAUCCAGAGCAAUAGGGGUGGGGGUGGGGGAGAUCCCUGCAUUUUAUAAAUUAAAUCAAUGGCUUUCUGUGUCUUUUGCUUUUAAUGCCAAAGACGGCACAAUAAAAUAUUUUGCAUUGGUUCUAUGGAAGGUUCGGUAGAAUACAGGGGGCAAAGAAACAAACAAACAAACAAAAAAUAGGAUUUCAUUUGGUUUCUUCUUAUUACAAUGAAGAGUUUUGGUAUCUUAUUUCCAUCACACGGGGUGAUAGUUCCCAGCAUUUGUAACUCACUGAAGAUGAAGCUCUCAGAUUCAGUUCUGGGCAUCUCCAACUGAACGGUCUUGGAUAUCAGAACCUGCAGACCUGGAAAAGGAUUUUGCCAAAGAUCCAGAAGAGCUGUUGCCAACUUGAACAACAAAUGCUUAGCUUAGAAGGACCAGUGGCCUGAUUUGGUGAAAGACAGCUUCAUAUAUUGAUCUGGAAGCCACUGCCCGCCCCCCCAAAGGACACCUCAGGUUUAGCCAUGAACUCAUUUUCAUGGUCCUUCUUAAACUCUUAGCACUCAAAGAGAAGUAUUUGCCGUAAAUUUUGUAAACCGAUAACUAUUUAUUGGGAAACGUACUAUGUAUUAGGAAACCUGAGUGUCUUUUAAAACGUCUGAAUGAUUUGAAUGUGUCUGUCUGAAAUUUUUACAUUUUGUAACUCAAACUGAGUGAUGAAAUUGUCCAAUAUGGAUGACUGCAAGGGUUUUCUAGAUAUACCAGGUAGUUUUGACUUCAGCUGCUUUUGUGGAUCCAGCAUGCUUUUAGUUUUAAAAAAAAAAUGAGAAUGUCUGGGGGGGGGGGGGAGGGAUAUGUGUUUUCUAUUGUGGAGGUAAGAAUUUUUUGAAGACUUGGGAAAUGUUAAUGAAAAUGUCUCAACUGUCAACAUUAAAUCACCAAAUCUGUAUGUGACACUAUAUGCACAUUGGAGAAUAGAUACAGGGAGAAAAUAUAAUUAGAAACAAAUGUUGUGUUUCUAGGACAGUUUAGUAGGAAUAUAAUGUUCAGUGUUUAUCAUUCAAAAUCACAGUUAUUGGCCUCUAGAAUUUAAAUUAGAGGAAUUUUAGAAAAAUGGGUCUAGCAUCUUCCUAAUGUUGAGGGAGAUACACGUUAUUAAAAUAAGGCAGUAAACCCAGAUCGCAUUUUUAAAGAAAUGUACUCUUGAUUUGUCUAAAAUCGCAUUCAAUACUUCUGAGAUGAAAUGGAAGGAACAAGUUAAUAAGACGGUUUCAGUCAUGAAAGUGAAGAUUAUUUUAGUUGUGCUCUAUUCCUGAUUACUACAUACAUGUAUCCAUUGUUUUUUGUUUGUUUUUGGGUUUUUUUUUUUUUUUUGCAAUGAUAUGAAAUCAUUUGCUGUCACCCACUUCAUUUUUACUUCAUAGUCCUUCUAGUCUAGAGCUUGUAUUUCCAGAUUGUUCCUCAUGUAAGAGAUCACCAGAUCUGAACUGCAUGGCUUUUUUUGAAGAUCUGCCAGGUGCUGCCACCUGCUGCGGCUUUCAAAACAAAGAGAAGAAUUAUAAAUCCUGGCCUGAAAAUGUGGGUUUUCUGGAUUUCAAUUCUACAUGGCCAUAACUUCCAAUUCUAUUCUAAAAUGUUGGUUUUAGCAGUUUUUUGUGCCUCUGUGGUAGCAGUUUCUUAAAUAGACGGUUAAAGAUCCUGUGUGAUUGUACGUGUUCCCUCUAGAUUGUGGAAAAUGUGUGUGUUAGUUCACCAUCUCAAAAUGAACAAAAAUUACUUUUAUGUACACACUUCAUCACAGUAUCACAUGCACUACUUCUGAAUACUUCUCACAUAGUCAAAGCACAUGCCUGACAAAUCAUUUUAGUGGAGAAAUUAUUUUAGGCAGAGAGCUAAAUGUAAAGGCGGUUGGCCUGGUUUUAUUUUGUCUUGUUUUUAAAUAAACCAGGAUGAUUGUGGGGGUGGGGAGGAGGUGGUUGGGAAGAGGCAGGUAUCAGCACAAAGCGGUAUGAUAAUCCUUAAAUAAAUUGUGGGGGGGAGAAUUAGUUUUUAAGGAAAUGAUAAAUACUGGAAAUUAAUUAAAUAUAUAUCUUGUUCCUGUUGCCUUAAAUUCCUACGUCAGUAUCAAACCCUCAAUUCCGGAUUUUGAACACCAAAUGAGAUUUAUAUUUAUGACAGACCCGUCUACACCGAGCCAUAUCGCCCUUGUGGUGAGUGGAUUUAUUUUGUGUAUUUGUUUGAAGCCACAUAUUCACAGGAUGAGGCUGAAAACAGUAAAAAAUGGCAGCUGCAACCAAUGGGAUUCAAGCAAAACCUCAUUUUUAUGUGCAUCAGGAUGUACCUAAAAAGAGGCGGGGCUUUGCACGAGCACAGUCUCUGUCAUGGCUUUUGGGGAACCCCCUACAGAUGAUCCCAAUCCAUAUGGGCAUUUACAAGAAAUGCUUUCAGGAAAAAAAAAAUGCAUUUAAUGGAGAUGUAUUGCAAAUGGAUUGCAAUCCUGUUGGUAUGACAUACAGUAUUUAAUCUAGUUAGCCCCUAACUCAAGUCGUAUAUUUUCCAGCACCUUAGACAGCUCACCAACAUGCUAGCUCUAUCAAAAAAAAAUCACCAUUUCAACCAAUUAGCACCAUUGUAUUCCGCAGCCCUAUUCACUUUCUGCAGGAAAGGACUUAGUAGGCCACAAAUCACUAUAAUGAGGUUGGCAAGGCCAGGCCUCAUUAUACGAUCAGUCCCUUCCCUAUUGGUUAGGCAGGCAGCAGAGGGUGGAGCUUGGGGCUCUGCAACCAAUCAAUGGUUGAGAGGAGUUUUCUGCAAAGGCGAAGUUUGUUUUUUUUCAGAAUCUCUGUAUUCAGUUCUUUUCCUCUCAGAGGAUUGGAGCAGUUUGUAAUCUGAGGCUGAAGGGAGCUUAAACAUCCAUUUCCGCUCCCAUAUUAAUGUUUGCAUAAAAGACCAGUUUCCAUAAAAUACUUCCGCCUCCUUCCCCAGUGGUCCUAAAGUGAAUUGGUCACAUGACCAAAUGCCAUGGUCGUAAAGUGACCAGUGUGGUCAUUAAAUGAACCCAAGGCUUCCUAUGGGUCGGUUUUGCCGAAAAACAGAAGUAAACACUGGUUUUUAGAAAAUAACCAUCAGAAAACACAAAUCACGUGACCUCAGGAUGGUCAUAAAUGGUCACAAAUGGCCAUAAAUGUGGCCCAGUGGUGGAGUUCUUGAAAAGUCAUAUGACCGGGGGGGGGUGCUGACCAUCAAAGCUUUGCAUUCAGAUCAUAAGUACUCCCCCCAGGUAGUCCAUCAGAACUUCAAACAGUUGCUAAGCAACCGGUUGUAAGUCAAGGACUAUCUAUCUUUAUACAGAAAUGCUACAUUUAAAUUCAGAAUCACUGUCUGUAAAUCUUCCUCAGCUUGCUAUUUCCAUUUUCUUUUUCCUGUCAGAAGAGUGAGUUAUCUCACGCUAGUGCCACGCAGAAGCAUAGGAACUACAAAUCCCAAAAUUCUGUAGCCUAAUAUGGCCAAAGGUACUCUGGUACUUUGUAGUGCUGAUAUAAUUUUAAGUUAGAGCACUCUGGCAGCUAAAAUUUGAGCACUGGCUGAUACGUUGUCUACCAUUGAACUGUGGGCAUGCUUGUGUUUUUUUCCCAAAUUGUUAGGCUAAAGACAGCUUUAAAUUAAGACGCUUCGUGUACGAAUUCGCCAUCAGUCACUUGAUGUAUACAUGAAAAGUGAACUUAAUGUAUUGUAAUUUUAUAAAUAUUAAUUUGGAAUCAUGACAAGGGUAUUCUGAGUGUAUUCAGACUGUGUAAGUCCAUCUGUUUGCCAGACACAAAAGUUAAUUAUGUGAAAAAAUGAAUAUCGUUUAAAAGUUAUGAUUAAUUUUAUUUUUAAUGCUGUUGGUUUUUUUUACCUUGCUCUAGACAUCAAUUAUCAGUCCCUGUUACUGAUGAGCUGUCAUCUUGAUAAUAAUAAUUUUGGAUUAGUGGGAUCUGAAAUUAGCAUAUCGCAGACGCUGGGUGGAAUAUAUAUUUAUCAUGUCAUAGAAAGUGGCACCUUGUAGGAAUUAAUUGAAAAAGCAAAUUGUACAGGAACACAAUGGAAAGUUGGGAGAACUCAGAACCAAGCCACAAUUGAGGAGACUGUAAACAUGGAUUAUACAAAGCAAACUUAGACGCUUAGCAGGUUAAUUUCUACCUUUGGAACAUUUAUGGGACCUGACAGUCAGCCACAGUCAAACAUGGGUUUGCUACUCCCUCUUAACCAGGGAGUGUGGCGGUGUGUGUCAAAAGAGUCAAAAUGGCCUCCACAACCGAGCAAUCAAAAUGCAUGAAAAAAGGGGGCGGGGCUUUGUGGGGCUACAGCUGCCAUCUUGACUUCUUUUUACUUCUCCUGCCAACACCACUGCCUCUUACCCUUUUGUAUGAAACAGGCCACAAUUCUGCGUGGGAUUUUUUUUUUUAAACUGCGACACAUUAUUUCCAGUACGAUGUUGUAUAUUAACACUGUCGUUUUUAUAAAUAUGUCCUUUGUGUUCAGAUUAUUUUUAAAUGCCUUGUUGUAAAAAGAUAAGUGCAAUAAUAGGACGUAGACUGUGUACCUUUCCAAAUGUGCUUUACUCCAAUUGUCUGAAUGAGCAUCUCUUUUAAAAAAAAAAAAAGUUUCACUGCAGUUUUUUUUUUUUUAGUGACUUCUGAAAAUAAAUAAUAAUGUUACUUUAUUGGGUUACUAUUGGUGUUGAAAUACAGGAAUCUUGAACCUCA